Messenger RNA from Durusdinium trenchii, 2193 nucleotides. Lineage: Eukaryota; Dinophyceae; Suessiales; Symbiodiniaceae. The record is from the annotation of a GenBank genome assembly.
AUGUCAGGAAGACUGCAACGCCUGAUUCAUAGACCCCCCCAAUACCAUUUGGCCACAACAUUUGCUUACCAUCCCAAAGGCAACCAGACAGGUGAUGCUGCUAGAGCAGCAACUGCUUCAGUACGAUCGCCCAGAGUCCACGUCCGUGUUGCAGUGCGGACUCGCCUUUGGCUCGAAGAGCACCACCGACUGCCCGACCCGGAGAGACCGGAGACCACAGACCGACGGAGACCGGAGACCGCACCCAUGGAGGACGAAAAGGAGCUGGAAAUUCAGGUCUUCGGCUUGGAUGGAGAGGGAUUGGUGCUCCACGUGGCUCCGUCCUGGACGGGGCGGCAAGUGCGGAAGGCGAUCGCCCAGCGACGUCCGGCCAAAAGCGGUGCCAGAGUCCUUGUGCAAAGGGGAGCCGAAGCGGUCUUGCCACAGCAGAGCCUCAAAGCACAAGGGCUUGUUGAUGAUGCCAUUUUGUCCUAUGUCUACGAACCCGCUAGCUUGCAGGAUGCCUGGAAACUCAUCCACGGCUAUCCCGUUGAUGACGCGUCCAUGGCUUUAGAGGGCGUCACUCAGCUGGAAGGAAUCUCCGAGGAAGCCUUCGAACGGCUGGGGCUCCAUGGAGAACGCCUGCCGCGGAGCUUGGAGAGUUUCAGCUUCGCCGCAGACUUCAACGCACUGUUGGAAGGAGUAGCUUGGCCUCAGGGACUUCGAAGCCUGGUCUUUGGGCAUAGCUUUAACCAGAGUUUGGAGUCAAUGUCGUGGCCAAGCAGCUUGGAAUUUUUGAGAUUUGGACAUGAUUUCCAGAAGACUUUGAAACGAGUUGCCUUCCCCAAUUCAUUGGAGAGCUUGUCGCUGGGACAUGGCUUCAAUGAGCCUUUGGAGCAGAUCUCGUGGCCGAACGGCCUUCAAACCCUGAGCUUGGGACAUGAGUUCAAUCAGAACUUAGAGCGAGUGAGCUGGCCCAGCGACUUGAAAAGUCUGACCUUUGGCUGGGAGUUCAACCAGGACUUGAAAGAGCUCAACUGGCCGCGCCAUCUCCAAAGCUUAACCUUGGGCUGGUCCUUCAACCAGCCUUUAGAAGCCGUCUCCUGGCCCAGCAACCUCCAGAGUUUGACCUUCGGCGAACAAUUCAACCAGAGCUUGGAUCAAGUGAAGUGGCCUCCCAGAUUGCGAGAUCUUUCAUUUGGUUUCAGUUUCAACCAACAUCUCGAGCAAGUUGCUUGGCCUCGGAGUCUAGAGACGCUGACUUUGGACUUCAGCUUCAACCGGAGCUUGGGAGGUGUUGCUGCGGCCCAAGGUUUAAAGACUCUGACCUUGGGCAGUAGCUUCAAUCAGAGUCUGGAGGAAGUACACUUUCCUGAAGCCCUUGAAACAUUGACCUUCGGUCGUGACUUCAACCAGAGCCUCCAGAAUGUGACUUUUCCUCAAAGCCUCCGCCGUUUGAUCUUGGGUGAACGGUUCAACGAAGGUCUCAGACAUGUGAAGUGGCCAAAUAGCAUGCAGAGCCUCACGUUUGGCAGGAAUUUCAACCAGACGUUGGAGGAAGUUAAUUGGCCCAACAACCUCCAUUGCCUCACUUUUGGCUGGUGUUUCAAUCAGCGUAUGGAUGACACCUGUUUGCCCUAUAGCCUCCGAAGUCUCUCCUUUGGCGUUUGUUUCAACCAGCCCUUAGAGCAAGUGCACUGGCCGAGUUUGCAAAGUUUGACGUUCGGCAACCACUUCAACCAGCCUUUGGACGGAGUCACCUUGCCACAGGGCCUUCAGCACUUAGCCUUUGGCUGGGAAUUCGAUCGAUGCAUAGAGCAGGUGAAGUGGCCUCAGAGCCUUCUGAGUCUCUCAUUUGGCUGGACCUUCAAUCGAGCAAUUCAGGGCUCAUUUUUGCCUGAGAGUCUGCAGACCUUGGUCUUCGCUGGCAUGUUUGAUCAGAGUUUGGAGGGAGUGGCUUGGCCAAAGGGCCUCCUCAGCUUGACGCUGGGCUUCCACUUCAAUCAAUCCUUGGAACAAGUGACUUGGCCUCCAAGUCUGAGGAGCCUAAGCUUGGGCAUGAACUUCAAUCAAAGCUUGGACCAGGUGGCUCUGCCUGGCAGUCUUCAAAGUUUGACCUUGGGCCAUGGCUUCCAACAGAGUUUGCACACGGUUCGAUGCUUCCCCCGUCACUUGAGACGACUGGUGUACAAAGACUUGGUCAUUUCAGCAUGA